UUUUUUUUUUUUGACUUGCAACUAUGAAAUUAAAACAUCAUCGUUACCUUAUUGCUUGUAUCCUUCCAUUUUUAUUACCUUAUUCUGUAUUUGCGGAUAGUAAAAGUGUUCAACAACAUUUAGCUGAAGGCAACAGUUAUCUAAUAAGUAGACAAUUCAAUAAUGCCUUACUAAGCUUUGAUGCAGCCAUUCACAAAGAACCUGAUAAUUAUUUAACUUAUUUCAAGAGAGCUACUGCCUAUCUUUCUUUGGGACGUUACAAUGCUGCGGUGGAUGACUUUACAAAAAUCUUGGACCUUAAACCUGAUUUCCAUAAAGCUUUAUUAGAAAGAGCUCGUAUAUAUGCCAAAGAAGGAAGUUUUGAUUUGGCCAUUCAGGAUUUGGAAAAAUAUUUAUCUACUUAUCCAACUCAUACAGACACUGAACAAUUGCUUCAAUCAGUUAAAGAAGCUCAAAGUUCAAUAAAACAAGCUGAAAUUGAAAAAGAGAAUGGAAAGUUCGAAACAUGUAUUACUUUAGCAAGCACUGCAUCUCGUAUUUCACCUUCUUAUACUUAUGCUCGUUUAUUAAGAGCUCAAUGUCAUAUUGCCCGAGGAGAAAUUGAAGAAGCUGCAGGUGAUUUUGCACGAGCGGCACAAUUGAAUCCAUCUGAUCCAACUAUUUUAAUUUUAUUAUCUAAAAUCAAUUUUUAUUCUCUGUCAGAAAUGCAAGGCGCUUUGACACACAUUAAACAAUGUUUACAUUAUGACCCAGAACAAAAGCAAUGUAAAAAACUAUUUAAAAAAAUGAAAAAAUUGGAAAAGACAAUACAGUCAGUUGAAAAGGACAUUGAGUUAAAGAAAUAUGCAACAGCAGCUAAUCGUCUUAUCGGUACUAUGAAUCGUGAAGGUAUUUUAAAGGAAGUAGAUUCAGACUAUGACGAACUUGUAAAGGAAUUAAAGACAAAUAGCUUACCAAAAAGAUUACAUUUCAAAUGUUAUCAGAUGGCUUGUAAAUUAUAUGGUCAACAAAAGGACGAUGAAAAGAUCCAUUUAUGGUGUUCAAAGACAUUAGAGAUUCAAGAUGAUGAUGUGGAUGCUUUAUCAUAUCGUGGAGAAGUUCUUUUGAAACGAAAAGAAUUUGAAGCUGCUGUUCGUGACUUGGAAAAGGCAAAUGAGAUUUCAGGUGGUCGUGAUCAUCGUAUUCGACAAUUAUUACAACAAGCUCAUCAGAGAUUAAAGAUGUCAAAGAAGAGAGACUAUUAUAAAAUCUUGGAUGUUUCACCUGAUGCAGAUACUCGAGAGAUCAAAAAGGCAUAUCGUAAAAAGGCACAUGAGUGGCAUCCUGAUAAAUAUAGCGGUGAUCUUGGAAAAGAAGAAGUUGAAAGAAAGAUGGCAGAGAUUAACCAAGCUUAUGAAGUUUUAAGUGAUGCUGAUAUGAGGCAACAAUAUGAUAAUGGAUUUGAUCCUUAUGAUCCUGAACAAGGAAGUGCAGGUGGCGGAAGUGGAGGUCAUGGACCUAUGGGAGGUUUCCCAUUCCAAUUUACUCAAGGAGGAUUUAGCUUCCAAAAUGGUUUCCCAUUUGGUGGUGGAAGUAAUUUCCCUGGUGGAGCUGAGUUCAAGAUGCAUUUCAACUAGAAUUAUGAUUAUAAACAUUUUCUUACUAGGAAUAAAGUUAGCAAAUUAAUGAUUUAUCUUUUAGACAUUUUAACAAAGAUUCCAUUUGUCAAGAUGGGAGAAUGAUGAAAGAAAAAAUUUUAUAUAAAAAGAAUGACUUUUAUUCUACUAAUCCAGUCAAUUUUAUAGUUAAUGUAUUUUUCUUUGCAAUACAAUUUUG
Messenger RNA from Cokeromyces recurvatus, 1815 nucleotides. RefSeq lists its product as uncharacterized. Gene Ontology annotation, cellular component: endoplasmic reticulum. Lineage: Eukaryota; Fungi; Mucoromycota; Mucoromycetes; Mucorales; Mucoraceae. Gene Ontology annotation, biological process: protein folding in endoplasmic reticulum. Gene Ontology annotation, molecular function: protein-folding chaperone binding; misfolded protein binding. The transcript has 5 exons. The coding region runs from base 24 to 1616 and encodes 530 amino acids. The record is from RefSeq and is a predicted model, not a curated record.